CCCACCUCGGGUCCUCCCAAAGCUGAGGAGGGACGGGUCCUCUGGCAUCUCUGGCUGUGCAGGUGGGGGGGAUGGCAGAGGGAUCAGGGGCCAAGAAACCCUCCCUGCUGGCCAAGGCGGCCGGCUGGGCCCAAGCUCUUUGCCGCGGCCUGGUAUGUUUCUGGAGCAACCAGUAUGCCUGGCUGCUGGGGGUGCCCUGUCUCCGGCGAGCGUACCACCUCUGGUUGGCAGCCGUGGUCAUUUUCGGGCCGCUGCUGCAGUUCUACGUGAACCCCCGAGCCAUCUUUGCCAACCACCAUAACUUCUUCAAUAUAAAGUUUGUCCGGUCGGCCUGGGGCUGGACGUGCAUUUUCCUGGGCGGCUUCAUCCUCUCGGUGGUUUACCUGGCGACCCACCGGGUGCUGCUCACCUUGAGGCACCUCAGCCGCCUGGGCGUGGGCGCCGGGCUCUGGCUGGGGGCCACAGAGACCUUCCUCCUCAUCGAAAACCUCACCGGCUACUGCUUUGACCCCGUGCCCGAGGGCAUCCUGGUGAACAACCUGCCGGACAAGUGGACGUGUUUGCACGAGGGCCACAAGUGGCACGGCUACGACGUCUCGGGCCACACUUUCCUGCUGACCUUCUGCUGCCUCCUCAUGGUGGAGGAGACCUCCAUCUUCCGCCGCUACCUGGCCCAGGGCCACCCGGCCGGAGUCCCCCUGCGCCUCAUCUUCCUCCUCAACGUCUUCCUCCUCGCCCUGUGGAACUUCCUCCUGGCCUGCACCGUGGUCUACCUCUACGACUACAGCCACAAGGUCGUGGGGGCCGCCAUUGCCACCCUCUGCUGGUUCCUCACCUACCGUGGUUGGUACCGGUGGCGGUGGUCUCCCGGCCGGCCAGGAACGGGCCUCUUUGUCAAAGGGACCCCCGGGGAGGCGAAGAAACGGAACUGAGGGCUCCCCACUCCCCACCUCGAAGGCAAAGGAGAGCACAGAAGGGGUUCUCUCCCACCCCUCACCCCCG
Molecule: messenger RNA, 1002 nt
Organism: Lacerta agilis (Sand lizard)
Lineage: Eukaryota; Metazoa; Chordata; Lepidosauria; Squamata; Lacertidae
Gene: FITM1
Product: fat storage inducing transmembrane protein 1
Exons: 2
Coding region: 72-932 (286 amino acids)
Biological process (GO): lipid droplet organization; lipid storage; phospholipid biosynthetic process
Cellular component (GO): endoplasmic reticulum membrane
Source: RefSeq, a predicted model, not a curated record